Molecule: messenger RNA, 797 nt
Organism: Amborella trichopoda
Lineage: Eukaryota; Viridiplantae; Streptophyta; Magnoliopsida; Amborellales; Amborellaceae
Source: RefSeq, a predicted model, not a curated record
GCUCUCGCUAGGGUUUACUCAGCUGUCCUUGAGCUAUUGAUCUUGAGCAUGAGGUGGCAGCUCUUGGCAGACACAUUGCUAUCCCUCAGAGCUAUUCCUGAUGAUGAUAAGGAAAUGGCAAAACUUCUUGCUGAUUAUCAAGACAUGUUUGGCCUUCUGCACAUUCACAAAGUGGGUCGCCUAAAUUCUCAGGUUCCUGUUAUCCUGGAAGGAACUACAUAUUCAUUGAAGGUCAUUUGCAGGGAGACCCUGGUUUUGGAGCGGUUAAAUCAAGCUCCUGUUGAUACCUCUGGUGGAGGUUCUUCAGUAGAUUGUUCUGGAUCUUCCAGUGCACGUUUACUUGAUAUUUGAUAACUCUUUGGGCAGAUUGAAAAAAUUGAAGGGUAGCUAUACAGAGGAAGUAAACCAUAGAUCACAUGUGGUUUACUAGAAACCACAGGGACAUCUGCCGUCCUUUCCUGAUUAUCAACGGUGUAGAGUAUCUGUGCCCAGGUAAAUAUCAUUUGUCAGGAGUCUCAGUGAAAUCCCCACCAUUCGCCAUCAAGAAUGGAUUGUUGGAUAAUCCCCGAGGUGUAUGGCACACCAUCCACGUUGGGGUAUGGUAUUCUCUCAUCUUUUCCAUACUUGCGUAUCGUAAUGGACGAGCAAUAGCUUUUUUACUUGAACAGAAAUUUGACGUUGUUGGAAAAGCUAGAGUUGCUAUUUAUACAUAUGGAAAAAUAUACAAUGAGACCAUUUGUUAGCUCAAAUAUUUUUUAACUUGAGCUUAGGAAUGGCACACCCAAUAUUUUUAACGA